Aegilops tauschii subsp. strangulata is the source of this 1059-nucleotide messenger RNA. RefSeq names its product probable histidine kinase 1. The record is from RefSeq and is a predicted model, not a curated record. Lineage: Eukaryota; Viridiplantae; Streptophyta; Magnoliopsida; Poales; Poaceae.
UACAAAAUGGAGAAUCCUGGGAAGGACCACGAAGAUGCGCUCAAGGAUGUUGAAUUCAGGGAGCAACCCGGUCGUGUGGAUCUCAACCGGCUAUUGGAAAUAGCAAACACUGAGAAAGGCACUUUUCAAAUGCAGUCCUUUGUGAAGCAAUGGGAAUACAAGAGGGCCAACACUGCCCGGCUCCUGAAGGAAGAGCUCGGUCGUCUUUCCCAGCAGCGAAAAGAGAUUGAGCAAAAGAAGCAGCAAAUGCUAGAGGAGGGCGAACGUCACAAUGCCCUGAAGUGUUCGAGCCAAGAGAGUAGUGACCUUUCUCAUGACCAGGAGCUUGAAGAUGAUGCAGAGUAUGACACUGUUUCCUACUGGAAACGGCGAGCGCUGCGGUCGGAGAAAGCGCACGAGGCAGACCUGCAAAGGGAGCGUUCCUUGGAGGAGAAGCUGGAGGAGUAUAUGAAGAAAUUUCAGCCAGAAACACCGACCGAGGAAUUCUCUGCGAUGUUAAAACGGGCAGAUUAUUUCUUGCACCUGAUUCUACAAAGUGCUCCCAUUGUAAUUGCUCAUCAGGAUGCUGAGUUGCGAUACCGCUACAUAUUUAAUCACUUUCCGACACUUGCAGAUGAGAUGAAUGCUUUUGCCACUGAUUUUUCCGCUCCCCAUUGUGCACUGCUCUCUAAUCUUAAACUUCAAGUUGUGAUUUUUGGCUGGAUCACAAUUUGUUUUCAGGAUGUUAUUGGUAAAACAGAUCAUGAGAUAUUGUCAGAAGAGGGUAUAGACGAGAUGAAUAAGGUCAAGAGAGAGGUUAUGGCCAAGGGUAUACCUACUAAGAGAGAGUUUGUAUUUGAUACUCCAUUGUUUGGACCAAAGACUUUCGUCGUAUACAUUGAACCGGUCUUCACCAAGUCCGGGGAAACAAUUGGUGUGAAUUAUGUUGCAAUGGACAUCACAGAUCAGGUCAAAACAAGAGAGAAAAUGACAGAUAUAAGGGUGAGAGAAGCUGUUCAAAAAGCCAAGGAAACAGAGCAUAGCAAAUCACUUAAUAUUACAGGUUUAAUGGUAUACUGA